UAAUUUUGAAAAUAUUUCGCUACAAACUGUUGGAAAGAAUACGAUAUUGUAAAGGAAAGGAAGCGUUGUUAAGACGAUAAAGUACAUAUAAAAUUCGAGUUUUAAUGUCUUUAACAAAAGGAAUUACAUUAGAAGAAGAAAUGAAGAGGAAUCCUCAAUUGAAACUGUCCGAUAUGCAAUCACUGAGAGAAUGGUGCGAGAAGCAACCACAUUUGCCAAAAAUUGAAGACAGCUUCCUCGCUUUGUUUCUUCACAGCAAUUACUAUCAAAUGGAACCAACGAAAAACAAAAUCGAGAAUUAUUAUACGAUAAGGACACUUUUACAAGAAGAAUUUUGCAAUCAAGAUCCGCUUAAAGAAAAGGGGCUACAACAAAUCUUCAAAACCUCGUUUGUUUCUCCUCUAAAUGGAUUGACAAAGGAUGGCUGUAAGAUGAUAUUUUCCUCAUUACUGGACAGUGAUCCUUCUUCCUAUGACUGGAUUUACAGUUUCAAAUAUGCCACAAUGUCAAUGGACAUACAUUUAUUGAUGGAUGGUACGACUGAUGGUACUAUUUUCAUUCUUGACGCUAGCAAAUUCUCCUUUGGUCAUGUUAGACGAUUGAAUCUAUUGGCAAUGAAGAAAUAUAUGUACUACGUUCAAGAGGCAGCUCCAGUACGAUUAAAGGCAGUUCAUAUUAUAAAUGCGUUACCUGCCAUGGAAUUGUUUAUCAGCUUGAUAAAGCCUUUCGUAAAAAAAGAGUUGAUAGACAUAAUACAUUUUCACUCAUCGUUAGGGACCCUUUCUGAAUACAUCCCAGUGGAUGCGUUGCCAAACGAAACAGGUGGAAAAGCCGGUUCCAUGCACAAACUAGCUGAAAUUCAAGUGAAAAAAUUGGGAGAGUUUCGCGAGUGGUUUCUAUUGGAUGAAUCAACCAGACGCGUUAACGAAGCAUUAAGAAUCAGCAAGAGCAAAACAACUAAUGAUUUGUUUGGUACAGAGGGUAAUUUUAGAAAACUUGAUAUAGAUUAAUAAACAUUUAU
Messenger RNA from Cyphomyrmex costatus, 1021 nucleotides. RefSeq names its product alpha-tocopherol transfer protein-like. The record is from RefSeq and is a predicted model, not a curated record. Gene Ontology annotation, molecular function: phosphatidylinositol bisphosphate binding. Lineage: Eukaryota; Metazoa; Arthropoda; Insecta; Hymenoptera; Formicidae. The coding region runs from base 105 to 1010 and encodes 301 amino acids. Gene Ontology annotation, cellular component: membrane. The transcript is spliced from 3 exons.